Molecule: messenger RNA, 1986 nt
Organism: Alternaria burnsii
Lineage: Eukaryota; Fungi; Ascomycota; Dothideomycetes; Pleosporales; Pleosporaceae
Product: polysaccharide lyase-like protein family 4
Exons: 2
Coding region: 1-1986 (661 amino acids)
Biological process (GO): carbohydrate metabolic process
Molecular function (GO): carbohydrate binding; catalytic activity
Source: RefSeq, a predicted model, not a curated record
AUGCGCUCCACCGUAGCAACCGCGGCGGCGCUUUUGCUGCCUUCGACAUCAUGGGCUUUCCUGAAUGCGAGUCAAAACAAUCGGAGUCUGACUAUCGCCAAUGACCGGCUCGUCGCGUCGGUGAGCAAGACAAGAGGAUAUAUUAAUGUCCUCACUCUUGACGGCCAGAACCUCCUUGGGACGGAAGACGGCAACACUGGAGUUGGUCCAUAUCUCGACUGCUACUGCACUCCAAGUGGCUUUUGGACACCCGGCCGGGGCAGCAAUGUUCAGUACCAGCUGUUCAGUGGCAAUGAUUCUACUGGUACCUCAUAUGGUGGUAUCAGCAUGGGCGAGACCUACGCUCCAACUGGGCAGAGGUUGGAGCAAUACUGGUUUUUGAGAGAAGGGGAGACAGGCCUACACACCUUUAGUCGUGUGGUUUACAACAACAAGACCACUCCGUUCUUGCGCAAUCUGCAGGAGUUCCGCACACUAUUCAGACCCAACCAUGAACCGGCACUUUUCACGCACUUCGUCACCAACGAGAAGUUUGCUGCGCCUCGCCCGGAUACCGAGGGUCAGAUUACUGUCCAGGACGCUACGUGGUAUCUGCCCAACAAAGAGAGUCCUUAUGUCGAGGGAGUAGGAGACUACUUCACCAAGUACACUUUCCAAGAUACAUGGCGCGAUCACAAAGCCCACGGUAUGUAUGCCGACGGUACCGGUAGCGCCAAUGGCUCAACUUACGGCGCAUGGCUCGUACACAACACCGUCGAGACCUACUUCAACGGUCCCGUUCAUUCCGAUCUCGUUGUCGAUGGCAUUGUUUAUAACUACAUGGUCUCCAACCACCACGGCAUUCAAACACCCAACAUCACGGAUGGCUUCGAUCGUACCUUUGGACCCCAGUACUUCCACUUCAACUCUGGCGGUUCGCUCGAAGAGCUUCGGGAGGACGCAGAGCAGUACGGUCUUCGUCCAGAGUGGAAUGCCGAAUUUUACGAUUCCAUCGCAAAACACGUACCAAACCUCGUCCCAACAUCAGGCCGUGGUACCUUCAAUGCAAAGAUCAACCUGCCUGCCGGAGCCAAGAAUCCCAUCGCCGUCCUCACAGAAAGCGGCCACAACUUCCAAGACAACGUCUUUGACACCAAAGCGUACCAGUACUGGGAGGACAUUUCCCCAGACGGCGAAGUAACCAUUACCCGAGUAAAGGCAGGAUACUACCGUCUCACCAUCUACGCCGACGGCAUCUUUGGCGACUACUACCAGGACGACGUCUCUGUAUCCGCUGGAGAGGAGACUUCCGUAUCGGCAACAUGGAUUCCCGAAUCCGCAGGCAAAGAACUCUUCCGUAUCGGCACCCCUGAUAAAUCUUCUGGUGAAUACCGCCACGGCUACGCUCAAUCGCCCACGAAACCUCUCCUCACAGAGGAAUACCGUCUCUACUGGGGCGCAUACGAUUUCGUCGACGAGUUCCCCGAGGGUGUGACGUACAAGGUUGGUCAGGACGAUGAAUCCCAGGCACUCAACUACGUCCACUGGGCUGUCUAUGGUGGCAAGGCGAACUACGAGCGCCCGGUACCUGUGCCCGAUCAUCCAUAUAACUGGACUAUCUUGUUCGAUACACAGGCGAAAGAACUGAGCAACAAGACUACCGCUACUUUCACUGUGCAGCUUGCUGGUGCGAAGACGGCAGCAGGAAAUACGGAUGUGUUCAACGCAAGUGAACCGUACUCGAAUCUACCUUUUACCGUCAAUGUGAACGGCAAGGACCUUGAGCCAUGGAUCAUUCCAUACAACCAAUCCUCAUCUUGCGCUGUCCGCUCUGCAGUCAUCUGCUAUAAUCUCGCACACAAGUUUCUUUUCCCGACUUCUAUGCUGAAGGACGGUGAGAACAGUCUGAUACUGAGCCUACCGUACAACGGGACAAACUACGAGAGUGCGUUGUUGCCCGAGUCGGUGUAUGUACAGUAUGAUGCGAUGAGAUUGGAGGUGAAGUAG